Molecule: messenger RNA, 2893 nt
Organism: Lepus europaeus (European hare)
Lineage: Eukaryota; Metazoa; Chordata; Mammalia; Lagomorpha; Leporidae
Gene: ERG
Product: ETS transcription factor ERG
Exons: 10
Coding region: 71-1510 (479 amino acids)
Biological process (GO): regulation of transcription by RNA polymerase II; cell differentiation
Cellular component (GO): nucleus
Molecular function (GO): sequence-specific DNA binding; protein binding; DNA-binding transcription factor activity, RNA polymerase II-specific
Source: RefSeq, a predicted model, not a curated record
UACUUUCUGGUCAGAGAGAAGCAAUAAUUAUUAUUAACAUUUAUUAACGAUCAAUAAACUUGAUUGCAUUAUGGCCAGCACUAUUAAGGAGGCCUUAUCUGUCGUGAGCGAGGACCAGUCGCUGUUCGAGUGCGCCUACGGAACGCCGCACCUGGCCAAGGCCGAGAUGACCGCGUCCUCCUCCAGCGACUAUGGCCAGACAUCCAAGAUGAGCCCACGCGUCCCCCAGCAGGAGUGGCUGUCUCAGCCCCCGGCCAGGGUCACCAUCAAGAUGGAAUGUAACCCCAGCCAGGUGAACGGCUCAAGGAACUCCCCGGAUGAGUGCAGCGUGGCCAAAGGCGGGAAGAUGGUGGGCAGCCCCGACACGGUGGGCAUGAGCUAUGGCAGCUACAUGGAGGACAAGCACAUGCCGCCCCCGAACAUGACCACGAGCGAGCGCCGAGUCAUUGUUCCAGCAGAUCCGACACUGUGGAGCACAGAGCACGUCCGGCAGUGGCUGGAGUGGGCCGUGAAGGAAUACGGCCUGCCCGACGUGGACAUCCUGUUGUUCCAGAACAUCGACGGAAAGGAGCUGUGCAAGAUGACCAAGGACGACUUCCAGAGGCUCACGCCGAGCUACAACGCCGACAUCCUGCUCUCCCAUCUCCACUACCUCAGAGAGACUCCUCUUCCACAUUUGACUUCAGAUGAUGUGGACAAAGCCUUACAGAACUCUCCACGGUUAAUGCACGCUAGAAACACAGGGGGCGCAGCUUUUAUUUUUCCAAAUACUUCAGUAUACCCUGAAGCUACGCAAAGAAUUACAACUAGGCCAGAUUUACCCUAUGAGCCCCCCAGGAGAUCAGCCUGGACCGGCCAUGGCCACCCUACCCCUCAGACAAAAGCUGCUCAGCCGUCUCCUUCCGCAGUGCCCAAAACAGAAGACCAGCGUCCUCAGCUAGAUCCUUACCAGAUUCUGGGACCCACGAGUAGCCGCCUUGCUAAUCCAGGGAGCGGGCAGAUCCAGCUCUGGCAGUUCCUCCUGGAGCUCCUGUCGGACAGCUCCAACUCCAACUGCAUCACGUGGGAAGGCACCAACGGGGAGUUCAAGAUGACGGAUCCCGACGAGGUGGCGCGGCGCUGGGGCGAGCGGAAGAGCAAACCCAACAUGAACUAUGACAAGCUCAGCCGAGCUCUCCGUUACUAUUACGACAAGAACAUCAUGACCAAGGUCCACGGGAAGCGCUACGCCUACAAGUUUGACUUCCACGGCAUCGCCCAGGCCCUGCAGCCCCACCCCCCGGAAUCAUCUCUGUACAAGUACCCGUCGGACCUCCCGUACAUGGGCUCCUACCAUGCCCACCCCCAGAAGAUGAACUUUGUGGCUCCCCACCCUCCCACCCUCCCUGUGACGUCAUCCAGUUUUUUUGCUGCCCCAAACCCAUACUGGAAUUCACCCACUGGGGGGAUAUACCCUAACACUAGGCUUCCGGCUGGCCACAUGCCUUCUCACCUGGGCACCUACUACUAGAGACCUGAGCGAGGCCUUUCCCGACAACGUACAGUCCCCAAUCCAUUGCCACAGACUCUAUUGGAGAAUGCAAAACAGAAGUGCCUGAGAGCAGCGAGGAAGAAGUUUGGCUGGGACCAGGGGAGGAAGCCGGGGGAGAGGUGUAAGGACUCUUAGUGGGAGUGCACCCCGAAGUGAAGAGGAUGCUGAAAUGCCAUGGACGUGGACACUAUAAUCUGUGAAACAGCUUGUGGAAGCCAUUGUAGGUGGAAGCAUGCAAAGUGCCAAAGGAGGGGGUUCUCGGGACGUGUGCACGCUCUGGGGUGGAAUUUGGGAUCCUACUAAUGCAAACUGGGAUUGAACUCAAGCAAUAGAUAUAACACAGUUUUGACCUAACACACCAUUUAUAAUGCCGUUUUAAGGGAAACUACCUGUAUUUAAAACUAGAAACAUAUCAUAAACAAAACACAAAAGAGAGACAGACAGACAGACAGAUACUGUGGUCCAUCAGUAGACCCGUUGGAACCCAUUGGCGUUUGCUCUUUGGGUUGAAACUAGAUUCAUCCCAUUGGAUGGAGAGCUCUCGGCUCUCUCAAACUGUGAAGAUGAUCUGAAACUUCCAGCUUUUUUUAUAGUAAUACAGGAAUCACGGGCGAAGAGGUGGGACUAGGGAUGUGUUCAGAGAGGGCGUGUGGGCUGUAGACAGAGGGUUGGGGGUGGAGAGAGGAGAAGGCAGCGGAGGAGGAGGCAGGGGCUAGGGAAGACGUUCCUCCCGCAUGGGGGCUGGGCUGAGGACAGGUGGGACUGUGGAGGAUGGGGGCGGGGAGCCCUGCGGUUUCCAGUGGUCAGUGUUAUACCAAACCCAGUGUUAGUGCAAAAAGCCACGGUGUGAUGGAGGCUGAGGGGUAGGAGAGUUCAGAACCCAAACCAUGCAUCUCUUUUCUUUGUCAAAAGAAAAAUUUUAACUGGAAUUGUCUGAUAUUUAAACAAAAAAAAAACAAACCAAACAUUCAGGACCUCAUUGUGAUGUGAGGGCUUUGCCUUCCACGGGCCAGGCAGGAGAUGACCUGGCAGCCACCACAGUCAGAACCCCUGUGGGCACACUGGGCAGUCGGGCUCCAGCCACACUGGGCAGUUGGGCCCCAGGGUUCCCUUCCGAGUCACGAACGCUGUGCGUUUGUCAGAAUGAAGUAUACAAAUCAAUUUUUUUUCCUUUUUAUAUAAUAAUUAUAUAACUUAUGCAUUUAUACACUACGAGUUGAUCUCGGCCAACCAAAGACACAGGACAAAAGAGACAAUCAAUGAUAUAACGUGGCCUUGAAUUUUAACUCUGUAUUGCUUAGUGUUUACAAUAUGAAGUUAUUCGUUCUUAGGAUGCAGAAUGUAUGUAAUAAAAUAAGCUUG